This is a messenger RNA of Styela clava, 4382 nucleotides long. Its product is annotated as tyrosine-protein kinase TXK-like. Gene Ontology annotation, molecular function: ATP binding; protein binding; protein tyrosine kinase activity. The record is from RefSeq and is a predicted model, not a curated record. Lineage: Eukaryota; Metazoa; Chordata; Ascidiacea; Stolidobranchia; Styelidae. Gene Ontology annotation, biological process: protein phosphorylation; intracellular signal transduction.
UCAAAAUUUCUGGAAUUGUCCUGUAGUGUCACUUGGAAUAUCCCUUACAAACACCAUUGAUCAUAUACAAUACUAUUGUUAUACUAUGGUUACUAUAUCCAUAAUAUGUAUUAUAUAUUCGCAAAAGUCAGCAGUUGAGUCAUUUUUGUUUUUAAAGCCCUCUUGCUUACGACUUUGGUGUAAUUUUGUCAUGAUUCAAUCAAAAUUUGUUAUGCUAGUGUUAUUAUCUGUUCAAGAACAUGCCGACUUCUCUUCAUUUUGAUUAUCUUCGUCUAUUGAUUGUUGUAGCAGAAAAUGUGUAUGUAGUAGUCAUUGUUCAACACCGAAAAUUUAUCGUAUACAUUCAUAUUUGUGCUAACUGUUAGAGUUGGGCCGAGAUUUGGAUCCGGACUCGGAUUCGAAUCCACGCAUAUUUUGGACUCGGAUUCGAUUUCGAGUCCAUGUCAUUUUCACCGAGUCUAUAAUCAAUUCUGUUUUCACUAAUUUAUGCCUAUGUUUUGUACUUUUACCUCUAUAAAUCUCAGUACAUACCCUAACUAACUAAAAUUUAAGGUUAGAUCUGUAACAAUAUCCCUCGUGUGUCGCUUUCAAACUAUCUAUCCUUUUUGGUACACAUACGAACAAUAAAAUAUGUGUUAGCGGCUUAGAGCAAUAUUUUUGAGUUUUCGAUUCGCGUAAAAAUGAAACAUGCUCUGGAUCAACCCAAGGGGGAAUUCAUAUCCAUAUUGUAUUGAUGAGUGGCAUCUACCAUUUGUGAACGCGACAUAGUAAGUUUACGGCUAGAAGUAUCUGGAAUUAUGGGGAAGCAUUGUAGUCAAAAGCUUUCAUCCCUACUUACUGUUCAAAGAUAUUGCACAAGCUAAGUUCAAAUGCAAACUUUUUCAUGUAUAUCUUUGGCAACAUUUUUCGUUUUUGAGGUGUCCUAAGUAUUUUAUAUGAAAAGAGCAUCCCAAUUUGUUAAAUUCAUGAUGUUGAAGUUGUCUGGUUUCUUGGUGUCAGCAAUACGACCUUAUCAAUCAAAUGAUUCUUUUCUUUGACAAUUCUCAAUAGCAUUUUAGAAAAAAGUUAUUUUAUUCAGAUGUAUCUGAUUUCCUAUUUAGUCAUGUAAGCAUUAGACUAAUAUAGACUAAAUAAAAAUGGGUGAAGAGGAACUCAAAGUUGGAAUGAUGACGAAAAGAGCUCAACAGAAGAAGAGCAUUGGUCCAACAAAUUAUAAAGAACGAGUGUUUGUUCUAACUCGUUCCAAAUUGUCCUAUUAUGACGGAACAAUAAGCCAGCGUGGGAAAAUGAAGGGGUCUAUUCCAAUCGAUAAUAUCAAGUUUGUAGGUGUCAUUGAAGAUGAGGCAUUAAACAGGACAAGUGCAUUUCAAAUUAUGCACAAGGAUCUUUAUUUGUAUUGUUGUGCUAAGAGUGCAGAUGACAGGAACAGUUGGAUAAAUGCAAUUAAGAAUGUAUGUCAUGAACGAAUGUGCAAUAUCUUGACAUAUUAUCAUCCAAGCAUUUUUUCUAACAGUAAAUGGCAAUGCUGUGGAAAAUCAGAAAAAGAUGCUAAAGGAUGCAAACAGGAGGUGCCCGUGUCUACCAAUGAUAUGGCUCAAAGUAAGGGAUCAGGCAGACCUACUGGAAGAAAGGAGGUAGCGAGGAAUGACUCGCCUCCAAAACCACCUCCUAGGCCACAGCAAGUCCCCAGAGUUGAAAUAGAAGUUGUCGCACUUUAUGACUUUGCUCCUCAAGAAGCAGGUGAUAUUAAACUCAUUCAAGGGGAAUACUAUACUAUAGUAGAAAACUUUAGAAUGUAUUGGUGGAAAGCCAGAGACCGAUAUGGUCACGAAGGCUAUGUUCCCGCGAACUAUGUUCAAGACAAGCAAAAGGAUGGUUUGGAAACGAAAGACUGGUUUCAAACAGAUAUAUCUCGGCAGCGUGCUGAGAUGCUCCUUCUAGAGGAUGGUUGUGAAGGAUCAUUCGUUAUUCGAAGUUCAUCGCAUAAAGAUGUUCCUUAUACAUUGUCAGUGGUGUCAAAAUGUGGUAAAGUGAAUGGAAAUGCUAUUGUGAAGCAUUAUCACAUUAAGCAAAAUAUAAAUAAUGAAUUUUAUUUCACAGAGAAACAUGCACAUCUCACUGUAAUCGAACUUAUCAAUUACCAUCAAUUCAAUGCAGGAGGUCUUGUAACCAGAUUAAAGCAAGCUCCUGCUUGUUUUCGCACAGAGCCACCAAUGACGCACAUGUUUAGCAACUCACAAUGGGAAAUAGACAUGAGGGAAUUACAGAUGGAACGAGAACUUGGAAAUGGCCAGUUUGGUGUUGUGAAGCUUGCAUUAUAUCGAAACAAACAAUAUGUUGCUGUAAAAAUGAUGCGAGAGGGUACCAUGGAAGAAGAUAGUUUUAUAGAAGAAGCAGAAGUGAUGACUAGACUGCAUCACAAACACUUAGUGCAGUUGUACGGUGUUGUCACCCGGCAAAGGCCAAUUUGCAUAAUUACAGAGUACAUGGAAAAUGGUUGCUUGCUUGACUACAUUCGUAAUCACAAGGGUUUACAAGAUCAGCCAGCUCAACUUUUAGAUAUGUGCUAUCAAGUUUGUGACGCCAUGCACUAUUUGGAAGAAAACAAUCUUAUACACCGUGACCUUGCUGCAAGAAAUUGUCUGGUAGGCAAACAACUUAUCAUCAAAGUAUCGGAUUUUGGUUUGACAAGAUUUGUUCUUGAUGACGAAUAUACCAGCUCACUCGGAAGUAAAUUUCCAAUCAAGUGGGCAGCACCUGAAGUUUUAAACUAUACUAAAUUUAGCUCAAAAUCUGAUGUGUGGGCUUUUGGAAUAUUAAUGUGGGAAAUAUUUAGCGGUGGUAAGAUGCCAUAUCUUGGAAUGGGAAAUGGCGAUGUUGUUGAACAGGUUGGUCAAGGGUAUAGACUCGAAAGACCAGGACAUUGCCCCCAUGACGUAUAUAGUAUCAUGAAAAAGUGCUGGGAAUUGGAGCCGGAGAAACGUCCUUCAUUUGAUAAUCUUAUCAGUAUUCUGAUAGAACUAUUAGAAAAAAUACAAACAAUAGAUUAUCGACGUGGUGGGUAUUAAAAUUGUUCCAUUGUAUUGUAGCUCGAGCUUUUAUGCAAAAUCACUUUGUUCAUUUUCCAAUCAAGUGCAAACAAACACUUUUGUUAUUUGAGACCUUUCAUACUCAGCGAGGACAUUUGUUCAGUUUUACGAGUUAAUCUCAACAAUGUCCUAUUCCAUUCUUUACAAUAUGACUGUCAAAGAAGUACCCAUGGAUAACAACAAUUAUACUUUAUAGUAGCCGUUCCCAAAGGAGGCAAUUUGCUAAGUGCGGCCAGAAAAUUAGCAGAAUUGUGGUGAACAUAACUAUUAUAUUAUUGAAUAUUUUAUAUAUUGUAUUUAUUGUUCCUUAUUUUAAAUGCUUUGUGGAUGAACGAUAAAUUCAUUUUACCUUUCUAUGUCGUCUACUUAAUGUUACAUAGUGUCUGCCUUCAUUGUUACACGACGAUAGAGGUAGACACUACUUGCUACAAUUUCGCAGUUUAAUUAUCUGCUCAACCAAGUGAUUUUUAAGUAUUUUAAAGGAAAAUCAGGCAGGGUUUAGUUUAAAAUGUUUCUACUCCCAAUUCAAUUAAUUAUCUACUUUUCAAAACAUUUUUUCAUUAUUGAAACCCACAAAAGGUUAUUUCCUGUAUUUGUGUAUGAUUGCUAAUUUUGACAGCCGAUGGCAGUUAACUCCAUUGUGUAAUUUUCCAUUGAAAACUAUGUCAUGUCAUGAGAGCAAAUAUUGGAUUAUGCAUUGUAUUUUUUGUAGCUGUGUAUUGAUUGAAUCAUGCUUGUAUUAAUGGGUUCAAUGUGUUUAUAUUUUUUAACUUUUAGAAAUUGAGCAGACGAGUUCCCCAUAUUAAUUAUGAAUAAGAACUAUUUCUUGGGCUGUGAAUAUUGUCUGAAUUUAUUUAAUGAUGUGUCCUGGGAAAUGGGAAUUCUUACAAUUAUGAGUAUUUUGAAAUGACUUGAAUUUAACAUAAAUCAGUAUUUUAUUGUACAUACAUUCAAGCGCAAUCCUCAAUUUAAAGUUUUUCUUUUAUCAAGAAUCGAUUUUUUACAUAUAUUAUUUAAUUGUCCUUGCUAUGCAUCAGCCAGUGAUUGGUUAUAGGUAAACUGUCCAAGAAAUACAAUAUGAGAUACCUGCUCUUUCAAAUUUGAAUGCUAAUAUUUUUUGUGUAAGUCGCUCUUUCAAAUUUGAAUGCUAAUAUUUUUUGUGUAAGUCACAAUUUUUUCUGAAUUUCAGCAAAUAAACCACCUGUGAUGGUAAAUAAGACAAUGGUUUGUGUCUUAUCCAAUGCAUGACUUGUGUUAAGUUUUCGAAGAUUAAAAAUGCGAAAUUUAUUGAAA